This is a messenger RNA of Mercenaria mercenaria, 4159 nucleotides long. Its product is annotated as cytochrome P450 3A24-like. Gene Ontology annotation, molecular function: iron ion binding; oxidoreductase activity, acting on paired donors, with incorporation or reduction of molecular oxygen; heme binding. Bases 440 to 2029 code for a protein of 529 amino acids. The record is from RefSeq and is a predicted model, not a curated record. NCBI's taxonomy places the organism in Eukaryota, Metazoa, Mollusca, Bivalvia, Venerida, Veneridae. The transcript has 2 exons.
UAUUAAGUAACACCCAUUUAACAAUGUAGAUGGGACUUUUUUUAUCAAUUUCUGCCUGAAUUGUUAACAAUUAGCAUUUGCAAUGUAAGUACAUCUUAAAGAAUGGCUUUAACGUUCUUUGUUUAUUCUGCAAGGGAGUCAUCUAAAUCAGAUCGUGAUAUUUUUACUGUAUGGUAUAGGUUUUUUAAAAGCAUGACACGACCAAUAACAACAAAGAUGGCCGUGUCUGCAGAUGAACAUCUAAACUAUUUUCAUGCUUCUAAGUAAUUAAAUGGGAGUGUCACUGAAGUACCAGUUUUGGGAUUAAAUAAAAGAUGUAUUAAACGUGAAGUGGAAAUACUUCUUGGCACAAGACGGAUUAAGCAAACAACCCACUGACUAUUGAAAUAUUCCGAAAAGUCUCGCAACAGCAGCAGAAAAACAUAAAAGCAGUGCAACUAUGUUGUUACUAGGAUUACUCGAAGUUCCCACGUGGUUGGUGUUCAUCUUGUUUCUAGUGUUAGUGUACUACCUGUACACAGCCAGGAAACACAGUCUGUUCCGACGAUACGGAAUUCCCGCCAUACAACCGAGUCCUUUUAUUGGCGGUUUCCCGUAUCUUGCGAAAAGAGGCAUUAUGGGAAGUGAAUAUGAUGCUACUAUGAAAUAUGGAAAAGUUGUUGGCUUUUUCAUUGGCAAUAUGCCAACAAUAUUCCUAACUGAGCCAGAUCUCAUUCGAGAACUGUAUGUUAAACAAUUUAACAAUCAUCCAAAUCGUUCAAAAGCUGCCCAUAUUACAAAGUUCUGGCAACAAACUAUUUUACAAACAACAGAUUACAACAACUGGAGAUUUCUGCGAUCCACAUUAACUCCUGCAUUCACGAGCGGAAAACUUCGUAAAAUGGACAAAAUUGUUGGUGAAUGUGUCGACAGAACAAUUAAUCAACUCAAAGCAAAGGUAACAAAAUCAGAAAACGUAACAGACAUGAUACCUGUUUUCCAGGGUAUCACACUGGAUGUAAUAUGCCAGUCAGCAAUGGGAGUCAAGCUCGACACGGAAAGUGAAGCUAACAAUGAACUGAGGAAACAAAUAUCGAAUUUACUAAACUUCAGCCUAGAGAAGAAUCCAUAUUUACUGAUUUUGUUUUUUAUACCUGACAUGAAGAAAGUGAUGGAAUUAUUUGACAUAGAUUUCAAUGAUUCAAAAGCAGUUGCAUACAUUAAGAAAUGUGUUGAUGCUAUUGUAAAAGAACGAAAAGAAGACAAAAAUUCUGAGGACAUUCAGGACCUCCUUCAGCUAAUGAUUAAUACAAAUAUGGAAGAUAAAGCACUAAAUGAAAAAUCACAAACUGAAAAAGUACUUGGUGAAACCCAUGGUGAAGAUGAUGAUAUGAAACACGCAAAAUUGGAAAAACCUCAUAGAGGAAUGACUGACGAUGAAAUAGCAGCUAAUGCGAUAAUGUUCUUGUUUGCAGGAUACGAUACAACAUCAACAGCUAUGAUUUUCACUUCAUACUUCCUGGCAACACAACCGGAAUGCCAGGAAAAAAUUGUGCAAGAGAUUGCCAACAACAUUGGUAACUCUGAGCCAGAAUAUGACAACAUCCAAUCACUGACCUAUCUGGACAUGUUUAUCUCUGAAUCUAUGCGUCUUUAUCCGCCAGUUACCAGAAUCAAUCGUAACAAUGACUUUGACUGUAAAGUUGGAGAGUAUACAUUUCCAGGUGGAAUUUCAAUCACAACACCUGUAUUCACUCUCCAUCGACUCCCAGAAUUCUGGCCGGAACCAGAAAAGUUUGACCCGGAGAGAUUCUCUGCAGAGAAUAAGUCUAAAAUACUUCCUUAUACUUAUCUGCCCUUUGGUGCCGGACCAAGAAAUUGCGUUGGGAUGAGAUUUGCCAAUAUGGAGUUAAAAAUGACAAUGGUGAAAUUGUUGCAGAAUUUCAGAAUAAAACCUUCACCUGGGCUACAGAUACCACCUAAACUGGAGAAGCAUGUGUUUUGUAGACCAGUUGGUGGCAUGAGACUCAUUCUUGAGAAAAGAAAGUGAACUUUAUUCUUUACAUUGAUUGUAAAAAUGUACAUGUACAUGUAUAAUGUAUUUUAAUUAUUAAAGUUAUAUAUAUGUCAGAAAUUGUAAAUCAUUACCAUUUUGCUAGUGUAUAUAUACUGUCAAAUCAUUUUACCUUCAUGUCCAUGAAAUUUCAUGGUUUUUGCCAAAUGGCUAUUUUGUUGGGAUUUAAAUUCGUAAAAAGUGUACUCUCAUUCAAUUAUAUAGAAUCAGAGGUGAAAAUGACUGGUAGAAUUUCUCACUAUAUAAAUUUUGAAAGCAUUUCAUUACAAACAUUAAAUUUUGAUUUUAAUAUAAUAUAAUAUAAUUUUACCAAAUUUCGAAUUUCUGCCAUGUGAAAAUUUUCCAACUAUAGUAUUUUGUAAAACUGGCACCAUUACUUUAUCAAGUGCAACUGUAUCUUCAAUUAUUUUCUUCACAUUGUACAAGCUUUAAGAGUGCAAAAUCACUCUGAUCAUGGCAUUUAAAGACCUUAACAUGUAGAAAUUUUGACCAGAAUGUUUUAAAUGUUCAAAGUGCUAACUGUAUAAUAUUUUGAAACUGAAACAUUGUAUCUUACUUUUAACAUGUUUAGAAAAUUACAAGAAUAGUGCUAAAGGUGCAAGGAUACUACUAAAAGUCUAUUACAUGUAAUUAAAUGAAGCAUCAACUAUCUAUUAAUAACCGAUGAAAAGACUUUUAAGUUUUAAGUUUUAUACUCAGUACUUAUGUAAUUCUUACAUUUUAGAUGUAUUUAUAACCUUUAGUGAAUUACAAUUCAUAUGAACAUAAUACUUACCAGGAAGCAAAGUUUUCAAAAUUUUAUCAUAACUAUAGGACAUUAACAACAUCUUAUCUGAUUGUAUCAGGGUUGUUGAUAUUUUAGUGAUGUUCUGGGUGAAUGCUGUUGGGUGAACAUUCAAAAUUUAAAAGGAUAUGUUCCAUUUUACAUAUAUAUGAAACUAUAAACUUCUCAUAUUCAUUCAUUAUCAAUGGAUACACUCUGAUUUCACCAAACGUAUUCUAACAUCACAAAAGAAGGUCUUUCAUCAUUCUUAAAUUGGUAUUUUAACUUAGAUCCACUAGCAUGUUAUAUAUCGAGGGCUGAACACAAUACUGUAGUAACUCCUAUUAAAUAAAGAAGGACUUAUGACAGUAAUGCGUUCAACCCUCGAAAAUUAUGCAUAAAACCGUCUAGACAUGAGGCUGAUGGAUAGAAUGAAUGUAAACUAGUUACCCUAUUCAAUAGUCCAAAUAAUAGGACAUCACCAGCUCACAUUAGUUACAUGCCUUUAAUAUGGUUAGAAUGAAUCUAUAGGACACAGAUGCCUUCACUAUGUGAUUUUAGGACAUAUGACUAUUAGGAUUGUGAAUCCAUUGAGUAAUGGCAUUUUGACAUUAGAACAUGUAUACUGAAGUCAAGAAAAAUACAACUUAACAUAUUUAUUUCACCUUUAAAUGAUUAAUUAUUACAAACUUUUGUUAAGGUGAAAGUUGGUACAAAGUUAUUUGAAAUAUCUUUCUAUGCACAUAAAAGUUAAAGACCAGACAGAUUUGACUUUUAAGUGUGAUUUUGACCUCUGAUAUUUGGAGCCUAAGUCUUGCACUUGACAUAUACUAUUAUGGUGAAUAUUUGUGCUAAAUUAUUUGAAUAUCCAUCUAAGUGUACAAAAAUAAAAAAGGUUACUGACCAAACAAGAAAAAUUAAGUAAAAUAUUUGACCUCUAACUAGGGGUCUAGGUCUAACACUCAAUAGAACUAGUAAUGGUGAAUGUUUUUGGCCACGUUACAUGCAUAUUCGUCCGUUCAUAGGAAAGUUAUAAAUCUAAAAAUCUUUGACUUCUUAGAGUGACCUUGACCGUUAGCUUGUGGUCUGCCAGUUGGUCUUGAAUUACUUGAAUAUCCAUGCAUUCAUACAAACAUUAUAGAAUAAAAUGAUGUAAACAUUUUUACUUCUGACAGUGACCUUGACCUUUAAGGUAUGGGUCUUAAAUGGGACAAGUUGUCUUGUUGUGGUGAAUGUUAGUGCCAAGUAUUCUGAAUAUCCAAGCACAGUCAAGAAGGUUAAUCCAACAAGUAAUUUUAAGAUUACUGCUUUAUAUAAUGUUCAAUCUGAGGUUCUAAUAAUAA